GGAAGAAAGCACAUAUCUAUAGUAAAGCUUGCCUUAGAGAGAGCAUUUCAACAAUGGCUUCAGAGAGAGACCCUAAACCAGGCACCUCCGAACUCCUGUCUAGCGCUAAGCUGGUGGCGGACGCAGCAAAGUCCACAUUCAACAAAGAAAGCGACAAGGUUGACAAGGGUAAGGUUGCUGGUGCAGGUGCUGAUCUUUUGGGUGCCGGCCAACACUAUGGGAAGCUGGAUAAGGACAAGGGUGUUGGCCAAUAUGUCGAAAAGGCUGAGACUUACUUGCAUCAAUACCAGACCAGUCACUCAGCUCCCACCACCAACCCCGACUCCCAUGGAACCGGUGCCGCCGCCAAAGAUUCUGAAACUGCUCCAGCAGGUGGUGGUGGUGUUGGGGAUUACAUGAAGAUGGCUCAAGGUUUCUUAGGCAAAUAAAAUUAUAAUUAAAACUUGUUAGUAUUUAUUUACUUAAGCCUUGCUGUCAAUAUGUAUCUUUCUGUGUAUGUUGCAUGGUCCAUGAGUUGACUCCUAUGCAUUUAUCUGUGUAAUAUGCUGUAAUAAAUUACCUAUUAGUCUGCUAAAUAUAUUGCAGUAAUAAUUAAGUAAAAAUUACCCAGUUGUUUUUUUCCUUUCAA
This is a messenger RNA of Gossypium raimondii (Peruvian cotton), 628 nucleotides long. Its product is annotated as nodulin-related protein 1. The record is from RefSeq and is a predicted model, not a curated record. The transcript has a single exon. Bases 54 to 428 code for a protein of 124 amino acids. Gene Ontology annotation, biological process: regulation of abscisic acid biosynthetic process; response to heat. NCBI's taxonomy places the organism in Eukaryota, Viridiplantae, Streptophyta, Magnoliopsida, Malvales, Malvaceae.